AGGUGGCGUUGCUUGCGUGUGUGCACUGCGAUGUGCUCUCAGCUGUUUAAGUAGUAAGGAGUUCGAGAACUACGUGAUAGCUCUCGCUGUUUGACAACAGUUUGGGCGUUGAUAACUGUCCAGGUGUACUAGUCCGCGUUCAGUCCUCUUUGCGUGGGGCCGUCGGUCUCGAGCAGAUCGAAUGAAAAUACUCAGAUUCGCACGGCGUGAGGAAAAAUGGAUGAUGAGAAGAAUGCAAGCUGUGUGCACGACGGCGAGGAGGACGCACAACUGUCACUGCUGCAUCUUCCGGUCGAGAUCUUCCUCCAUAUAUGCUCCUUCCUGGAGGCGUCGACCUUGGUACACGGUUUGAGUCUGGUGUGCAAACAGUUCUACCUGAUUUUAAAGGAUGACUCAUUGUGGAAGGCGCGAAUUAACCAUAUAUGGCCGGAUGCUAGCUACCCGCUCUUGCGUCCCGCGAGACCCGACAAGCUGUUUUGGAAAUUAUCAUGCGUCGAGAUCGAGAAACAAAUGGCGCUAUGGAAACGACGGGAUUCCAUGGAGAAACUGAUAAUUGCGAACGCACAAUACAGCACGAUCGAUGCUCUGCUGCUGAUGCACGACGGAACCACUUGUAUAGCAGGCGCAAGGGAUCGCACCUUAGUUUAUUGGAAACUUCCCUCACACGAGUACCGACCCUCUCACGAAAUUGGGAACUCCGUCUGCAUUGAUUCCGCGCAUAACGGAUGGAUCUGGGAUCUGACGGCGAUAGGCAACACGAUCUACAGUUGCAGCUGGGAUCAGAGCGUCAAGUCGUGGUUGCUCAUUAAUAGCGGCCUCGUCCAGCACAGAACCUACGAAAUGAAUGUGCCGGGUGCGCUACUGUGUGUGUCAUCGUGUCCGGAGCGAUCUCUCUUUGCGACUGGCUCGUACAGCAGGACCAUAUUCGUGUUUGAUUCGAAAUCGGGACACAAGCCGAUAAGGCAGUACCGGCCGCACAACGGACCCGUGAUUAAGCUCGCUAUGAACUCAGAAUACAUCUUGUCUGCCAGCGAGGACAAGACGGUGACUGUUUUUGAUCAAAGAGGCGGGCGGCCCAUGAAGUCUAUUACGAUUUCAGAAGAAGGAUUCCCCAUGUGCAUGAGCAUGCAACGGGAUUGGGUUUGCGUUGGGGACAGCAACGCCAAGUUGCAUGUGCUAAAUCCAAAAAACGAUUUCGAACUGGUAAAAUCUUAUUCUACUGAACAUACGAAAGGAAUAACAGGGGUUCAACUCACGCACGGAUGUUUGAUAACGAGCUCCACGGACGGCACCGUCAGAAUUUCGAGCCCUACAGAUCCUCCAAAGUCUAUUGUUACUUUGCUUUCGGGGUUCGGAGAGAUUGCCGGAAUGGAUUACCUGAACGGCAUUCUCGCCAUAUCCGGCAUUGACAUCGCGGUGUGGCGCCCGAAAUCAUGUUCAAAAUGAACGGAAAAUUACUAUAUAUAUGUGUGUUUUAUAGCUAUUCUACAGCUAUAUAUCUUUGAUAUAUAUAUGUAAUAUAUUCUUAGUUUUUACUAAGAAAUAUUAUCCUAAUGCGCCUCUCUAACAUAUAAAUGUAACAUAUGAUUAAUUUAUACCGCGAAAUUACAAAUGUUACGUAUCAUUACGUUGAAAAUUCGUUUUAGUAAAAGCUUCACUAACAUCGUUUACAAUUAUAAGCCGAGCUUAUAAUUACAGCGUAUUCACGGUGCGAUCUUUUACGUUGAACAAAAGAAGAACAAAAAAAGCAUAUUUUUAUAGUAUAGUUGAGCUCCAUAAGCAUUUAAAUAUAUUUUAUACAUUGCAUUAUUGUAUAUCGUAUUACCGUACUGUUGUUUGUCGUUUUAUAAACUUUCUAACGAGAUGUUACAUUUUAAUAUAAUUUAUUUUCUCUGCGUGGUGAAAUGCGCCUGGGUAUAAAGCGGUAACGUUUAGAGAAUACUCUUCGAAUAUCAGACGCCUGUUUAUAAUAUUUAUAAACAAAAAUACAAGUCAAGUAUUCAAACAACAAA
Molecule: messenger RNA, 2012 nt
Organism: Solenopsis invicta (red fire ant)
Lineage: Eukaryota; Metazoa; Arthropoda; Insecta; Hymenoptera; Formicidae
Product: F-box/WD repeat-containing protein 9
Exons: 7
Coding region: 217-1446 (409 amino acids)
Cellular component (GO): preribosome, large subunit precursor
Molecular function (GO): protein binding
Source: RefSeq, a predicted model, not a curated record